Eriocheir sinensis (Chinese mitten crab) is the source of this 3121-nucleotide messenger RNA. Its product is annotated as protein shisa-5-like. The coding region runs from base 104 to 1000 and encodes 298 amino acids. The transcript is spliced from 6 exons. NCBI's taxonomy places the organism in Eukaryota, Metazoa, Arthropoda, Malacostraca, Decapoda, Varunidae. The record is from RefSeq and is a predicted model, not a curated record.
CCUCCCUCCGUGACGUCAUGACAACAAAUAGUCUCGCCCAGCAUCACGAAGAAGAAGGACGUGUGGCUCUCCUCUCCUCCUCGUACAGUGCUAAUAUUUCAACAUGGAGGGCGCGAGGAGGCUGUUAAUAAGCGGUGGACUGUUCUUCUGCCUCCUGCACGCGGGGUCGGCCACACGGUGCACUCGCGAGAACUUCUUUGGGCAGACUGAGUACUUCUACUGCCCCGAGGACGGAGAUGCCUCGAAGCAGUACUGCUGUGGGUAUGGGGACAACAAGUACUGCUGCUCAACCAUCUCACAGAUCGACGAGGAGCUCCUGGACGACUUCAUAGAUAAAGUCCCCUCAGUCCCUGUGGCCCUGGCCCAGGUGCAGGCCCCGCCAGACCCGGUGGUGCCCCAAACCGUGCAGCAGCAGGAGGGGGUGAGCUCCUCUGUGGACCGCAUCAAGACCAAGUUGAACGGCACAGUGACUGCUGCCAAGGACAAGGUGAAGACCAAGAUCGGCGACACUGUGGUGGCGGCCAAGGACAAGGUCAAGGCCAAGGUCAAUGGCACAGUGGCGGCUGCCAAGGACAAGGCUAAACAGACGGUCAAAGACAAAGUCAAAGAGAAGGCCACCAAAAAGCUUGACCCGACGGGAGGGCACUUGCCGACAAUCUUGGGUGUGAUCGCUGCCAUCAUCCUGGGCUUCAUCGUGGUGUGUGUGGUGUGCUGCUGCCUCUGCCCCUUCUGCCUCAUCUACAAGAAGCGCAACCGGGGAACCGUGCACAACCCUAACCCGGAUGUGUCAGUGAUGCAGCCGCUCCAGAACCAGCCCCAGGGCUAUGCCCCACCGCCCCAAGGUGCCCCGUACCCCGCCCAGCCCGCCCUGUACCCUGCCCAGCCCGCCCCAUACCCCACCCAGCCCGGCUACCCGCCCCAGCCUUACCCACCCCAGCCGUACCCAGAUCAGCCGCCAAUGUACACGGAGAAACAGCCGCCCUACAACCCCACAUACUAGGGCGCACAUGGCCAUGGGGUGGGGUGGGGGGGUUGACAAGGCAUGCGUGUGUGAGUGAAUGUGUGUGUGUGUGUGUGUUCUUUAACCAUACUAGCAGGAGAGGGAUGUGGUGGGGUGUUCCAAGUGCUCUUCCAAAAUUUCUCCUCCGAAGUUUUUUUUAAGGAUAAGUUAUGUAGGGUCUGUCCGCUGAUUGGUACAGGUGCCUUUCCAAUCCGUACUCAUGUCGGAAAAGAUUGAUGUCGAUAGUCCAGUAGUUCAGAGUCAUGUGGUCCUUCUCUGCCCCCAUGCUCCUUCCUCUACUGAAACGGCAAGUCGGAAUUUAGGCAGAGAGGACAUCUUAAUCCCCUCAACACUGGACAAAUUCAUUUUCAUAUCUCAGUGCAGUGUCAGGUCCAUAUUCUUAGAGGUAUCAGGCUCCAAUUACUACUUUUUUCCAAGGCCACAGCGAAGAUUAACUGGGUCUUCAUGGGUGGUUAUCCAGUUCAGGGUGCAGAGGUCAUGUAAAACUGUCACUAGCAUCACAGAGCAGUCCAUGAAAAGCCCAACAACUUCUUCUACGAGAGCCUUUUCAAGCAGGUGAACUUAAGGGUCGAUACAUUUAAGAAUACGUAGUUUGAUCCUCCUCAAUCAAUAGACAAGUUUAUUUUCAUAUCUCAUUGCAAUUUCAUCUUAUCUGAACUCUACACACGUUCUUUUUCCCAUAUCACAUUUUAAUCUCCUCAAACACUCGACAAGUUUAUUUUACGUACCCUCGUACUUUUCCCGACAUGAGCACGCGUUGGACGGUGCAUGGUAGGAAUUCCUGGACCUACAGACUGGUGGUUUUCCAUGGCAGCUGACUUCCUGUGGGAUACGGCACUCCACUAACAAUGAUGGUGGUGACAGCCCUACGAUGUUGUGUUCGAAUCUCGUUUAGUCAUGUAACUUAAAAUGAUGCUUUAGUGGUUAUAAGUUUGAUCAAUGGCAGGUGUUUGGUUGUGUGUGUGAGCUUCAUUUUAGUGUUCAUGAUAGAGGCCACUGACAGCCCUGGACUUCAUCUACAAUUCUAGAUUCUAAAACGGCAAUUCUCACAUGUGUUUGUAUUGAUUUACGAUGUGUUGUGUUAUGUAUCUCGAGAGGGACAGUCAUGUAUCUUCCUUGUACUUCAUACCUUUAAAUCAGGCUAUUUUUUAUAUAAGAAUUUGUUUAUGAUGUGUUAUCAUGUAUCUCAAGAGGGACAGUCAUGUAUCUUCCCUAUACCUUAAAAUCUGGCUAUUUUUUUAAAUAAGAAUUUGUGGUACUUUAUCAUGUGUUCUGUGUGUAUCUUGUCAUAUGUAUCACAAAAUGGCCAGUCCUGUCAUCACACAUGUGGCUUGGCUCAUCAAAGUACAUCAGCAACAGUUCCCUGCUGCUGUACUGCCACAUGUGUUACAGAGCCUUGUUUGUACACCUUCCUGAGGAGUGUUACUUUGGCAUGACUCCGGCCAGGCACACCGAUCCACCUGGCUCUAGCCUCAGUGCUCCCUUUCUGCACAGUGCCACAUGGGGGUGAGGGGAGAUUGGAGAUGAGUUGCUAGAUGGGAGAUGCCAAACAGGGCCACUGAGUCCCUGCAAUGAGAUUAGAGUGAGGUGGAUCAAUUGUUUUGUGUGCAAGUGUACGUCAGGGUUCAUUGUUGCUGUGGUUCUGAUUUGAGCCUUGGUCGUGUUGAGAGUGAGGUGAGAGCAGUGAUAGAAUAUUAAGUGAGCGUUUGCUGUCUGGCUGGAGGUAGGUUGUCGUGGUGCUCUACUUUGUAAAGGAUUCUCAACCACCCUGUUCAUAUUAAGCCUGGAGUAACGAGCCAGCCAACACUGCAAUGCUUAUGCACAAGCCAGGGCUGCUGCACACCUCCACUCAGCCUCCCCGCCAGGCUGCUGCCCAGCCGUGUGGUCCCAGUGUGAUGACCACCCAGCUCUUGUUGAUUGUUAUACCACAAAACAUACUCACUACUCUUUACUGACCUAUUUAAGCUCUAAUCUAAACUGACUUGAGAUUACUACUUUAAUGUUGCAAAAUCCAUAUGUAUGUUCAUAUAUAUAUAUAUAUAUAUAUAUUAGCUUUACUCUCUUUUAUAACUAUUAUAAUAAAUAUUACGUGACAGUGAA